AUGCGAAGUAGUAUGCAUACUUCGAGGGCGAGUCUGGUAGAGUUGGCCGCGUCGGUAGAGGCGGAUUUGAGUGGCCAGUUGGUUCGGUGGCUGUGCGGGUCUGCUCCAGCUAUCCUACCUCGGAGUCAGCAGCAGCAGCGCAGAGGAGGCGCGAGUUUCAGUUCUGGUUCUGGCAGGGGCGGUUUGCCUGCGCAGGGCCAGAAGAGGAGUCGAGAUGAGAGCUCUGGAGGUAGUCAGGGUACUCGAGGUGCUUGUUACCGUUGUGGGAGUACAGAGCACCGUAUGGCGAGCUGUCCUAGGAGGGAGGGGGUUCAGGAUGCGAGGGUGUGUUAUCAUUGCAGGCAGCCGGGUCAUCUCAGACCGGCGUGUCCCCAGUUGCAGAGGAUGGGUGGCAGCGAUUCAGCCGGUAGCGGCUCAGCCGGUGAGUCAGAUUGGCGGUGCAGCCAGCGGGUCAGAGUGGAUCAGCACCGCGGGGCUAUUUUUCAGUGGAGACCGGCGGGACCAGUCAGGCCGGGCAGAUCACAGUCUUGUGGAGGUUCUCAACGCAAUUGA
This is a messenger RNA of Microthlaspi erraticum, 552 nucleotides long. The record is from the annotation of a GenBank genome assembly. Lineage: Eukaryota; Viridiplantae; Streptophyta; Magnoliopsida; Brassicales; Brassicaceae.